AUGAGUAAGGGCAGCUUGCUGCUGUGCUCGCUGGUGCUGGUGCAAGUCUGCAUCGUCCAGCUGUGCCUGAUCUCGAGCUGGCAGCUGACCGCAGGCCAGGCUGGGGGCAAGUUUUUGUGCCACCAAGAUCCGAUCGGGAGGCCGCCGCGGUUGAUGUCAAACCAUGGCCGCGAGGAGCUCCACGGCCGCAGCUCUGAUUGGAUCUUCGACGAGGAGCUCGCUGACGAAGGGUAUGCGAGCGACGGUGGAGGCGUGCCUUCGGAGGAGGAAGAGGGGUGGCUGCCUGACGAUGACGGCGGCGGUGGAGCCAAGGGCAGCAGCUCCGGUAGCGGCGGCGGUGAUGUCGAAUGUCCCGAGUGCGGGAAGUUCUUCAAGAACGAUAAAUCUAUGUUCGGCCAUCUCCGGAGUCACCCGAACAGAGGCUACAAAGGUGCUACUCCGCCCGUGAACAAGCUGAAGCUGUCGCCGGAGACGGCCGCCGCAUCGCCUUCUUCCCCAUCUCCGUCUCGAGGUACCCAUCAACCAAGCGCCCGACGCAAUCGUCCGCUAACCCCGUUCGAGCUAGUAUGUACCUACGCAAUGCUCACUUUGCCAUACCCAGAGAACAGUCAGCCAACCCAACAGGUGCCGCCGCCGCUGGCGCCGCCUUCUUUUUGCGAAACAAAUGUCGGUGUCAUCGAACAAGGUGUAGGCACCAGUAAUAUGACAGCUGCUGAAGCACACGCUGAUCAAUACGGUGGCUCCAUUGUGAAAAUCCCCAAGAAGAGACGUAAUAUGCUCAAAGAAAUCAGCGAGGCAGAUAGGAAGAAGACGAAGCAGACGAAGCUUGUGCCACCACCACCUCCGAAGGAGAAGGGUCCGUACAUCUGCAAGUAUUGCUACGCAGAGUUCUCGACGCACCAGGCCCUGGGUGGGCACAUGGCUGGCCAUCACAGGGACAAGAAGGUCCACACACUGAACGAUGCCUCGUCCACGGCACACCAGUCGUCCAGGGCACACCAGGGCAUGGCUGCCCAAAGCCAGGAUGGGAAGCUGCAAGUUAAAGGCGGUGGUGACGAUGACGACGGUUGGCGUGACAGCGGUCUGUCUCUUCGAAGGGGCCCAGGCAUCUCCAUGGCAUCGAACGUGCCGCGGCAGUCUGGGCAGGCGUCGGGAGGGCAGAUGAUAAAGAUGAGGCAGCAGCACUCAGGAAGGAGGAGCGAUGGCCUGACAUUGGCAGCGCCGGCGCUGGCACAGACUCCGACUCAAGCAGACGACAGAGGUGGGCGAAGGCUGUUGAACAUUGACCUCAACGCCGAGGCUACAGAACAGGAAUAG
Molecule: messenger RNA, 1317 nt
Organism: Miscanthus lutarioriparius
Lineage: Eukaryota; Viridiplantae; Streptophyta; Magnoliopsida; Poales; Poaceae
Source: the annotation of a GenBank genome assembly